This is a messenger RNA of Lingula anatina, 1793 nucleotides long. Its product is annotated as store-operated calcium entry-associated regulatory factor. NCBI's taxonomy places the organism in Eukaryota, Metazoa, Brachiopoda, Lingulata, Lingulida, Lingulidae. The record is from RefSeq and is a predicted model, not a curated record. Gene Ontology annotation, cellular component: endoplasmic reticulum membrane. Gene Ontology annotation, biological process: regulation of store-operated calcium entry.
CGCGCAAUGUUUACGUUUGUCCUUAUGUGGGGGCUGAGUCAGUUUUAGGCGAAACGUCUUGUAGAGCCACGUACGCUUUAACUAAGCUAUAUAUAUUACAUCAGGUGUCAUAGAAGACAAUUUAAUGUGACACUCAGGGUGUUAUACAGAUUCUUUCCAACAUUUACGUAGCCAGCAGUUUACUGAUAAAAGCAACAAGAAUGAAAAAGAUGUGGAUUUCUGGUUUACUCUCCAUGUUAUUGGUCCUAAUGUUUCUGUGUCAAGCCAAAGCGUGGGGCAAUAAAGAUAAGGUCCUGUUAUCAGACGUUAAAACUUUGACACUGUCUCAGGGUAGGAUGACCAAUGGUCGUAGGUCUUCCCCAGUACCACAGUUAAAGUGUGUUGGUGGUACAGCAGGGUGUACAGCCUUUGUGCCCCAGGUGGUACAAUGUUAUAACAUGGGAUCUGAUGGCAGUGAUUUACAGUGGGAGUGUAAGACAGACAUGGACAAUGCAGUCAGAUUUGGUAAAGUGGAGGUGACAUGUGAAGGUUACGAAUAUCCAGAUGACCCAAACAUUCUCAAAGGAUCUUGUGGUCUGGAAUACACUAUAGAUUUUACCAAAGAAGGUUACCAACAGCAGCAGCGUCAGGGAGGACAUCAGUACUAUCCUAACAGUGAUCAUCACCAUGACAGCUAUUCCUCCUUCAAGCCAAAAAAGCACAGCACAUUCUUUGGUGACCUGAUGGUGUUUGCUAUAGUGUGUCUGAUGAUCUAUGGAAUCUACAAGAUGUGUCUGUCUACACCAAACAGAGCACAAGAUGCCCCACCUGUUGGUACCCCUGGGUACCAAAGACCAACACCCUCAGCCCCACCACCUUAUGAAGCUCCACCCUCAUAUCAGGAUGCUACAUCUGGGAACUAUGGGCCACCGCCCUCAGGGUUUUCACCACCACCCCCAGGAUUCAGGCCAGAGUGUACACAGACACAAGGAGGUUAUUGUUCAGACACCAGGACAGAUACCAAUAGUGGUCAGUCUACUGGGGGAGGGUUUUGGUCAGGGUUUACAGGUGGUGGCAUCCUAGGAUAUUUACUGGGUAGUAACAGGUCAAGACAACACCAUUAUUAUCAUCAUCGCCCUGGCUGGGGAUCAGGAUGGGGAUCUGGAUGGGGAUCUGGAUGGGGAUCAGGAUGGGGAUCUGGAUGGGGAUCUGGAUGGGGAUCAAGAUGGGGAUCUGGAUGGGGUUCCAACAGGAGCUCUAACUGGGGAUCUGGGAGGUCUUCAAGCAGUUCAUCGUCUUGGGGAUCAAAUUCUGGCAGCACUGGAACUAGAACAGCAUCAGGAUUUGGAGGCACAAGAAGACGCUAGACAACUGUUAGUGUAAAACCUGUAGUGAUAAAAGUCUUCUUCUAAGAGACUGCAGACGACUCUUUCCAUUUCCAGGAUUUGGUGGAACUUCUAUACGCUAGAAGGGUUACGGUUUACGAAUUACAUGGUGUCAGAGAGGAUCUUUCCCUGGACAUGGUUUUAAAAGGAUAAUAUUUAUCGCGCCUUUGAACAUAUACUGCACGCGAACUUUCAGGUCUGCUUAGGACGUUGUGUAUUCUGUCUAUCAUCGUGUAUUUGUUAUGGAUGUUUGUAAAUUUUACAUUCGCUUCAUUGAUUAUCGUUUUGAUAUUAUGACACAGCAUCCAAAAUGGCGUGACGAUUUUAAUAUUUUUUUAUUUAUUGUUAUCGUUAAUGAUAUUUAUGUCAGGAAAGGAGAAUUAUGUAUCUUAAUAUAGGCAUUUUUGGAAAUAAAGUAUUUUGUUAACA